Messenger RNA from Prunus avium (sweet cherry), 1370 nucleotides. Its product is annotated as Cytochrome b561/ferric reductase transmembrane protein family. The record is from RefSeq and is a predicted model, not a curated record. Lineage: Eukaryota; Viridiplantae; Streptophyta; Magnoliopsida; Rosales; Rosaceae. Gene Ontology annotation, molecular function: heme binding; transmembrane monodehydroascorbate reductase activity.
CUAUUACAGCAUCAAUGGUAAAUCUCUUUUUUUGCAGUCACUAAUUAAUCAUACCACAUUGUCUCCUACAAAGCAAAUCCUUGAAAAGCUACACAUAUAUGUAACCUUUUCCCUCUCCAAAUUAUCCCAAAAGCCAUCCAAAAGCCACAAAAGAAUGAUGAGAAACUGAAAACUAGCAGUGUAGAGAGAGUAAAUUGAAGGCUUUGAUUCUCUUCUUCUCUUGGCCUUGUUUCACCCUCACAAACACAAGAAUGCAAACUUCUCUCAAGCUACCAUCUUUGGCUAUUUCUACAUGUUAUGUUCUUCUUCUACCCUUAGUUGGCUGUUCAUAUCAUGAAGAGGGCAACCAACCCAACGAUAAGAGCACAGAAGAACACUCUCACAAGUUGAGUCCUCAGAUGACAUCCAAUGUCACAGUUCAUGGGCUUCUCUCAUGGUUUUCAAUGGGGUUCUUAAUGCCUGUUGGAAUUCUUAUCAUCAGAAUGUCUGUUAGAGAAGAACGUGGGACGACAAGGGCCAGAGUUCUCUUCUAUCUCCAUGUUAUUUUGCAGAUGCUCUCAGUGCUUCUUGCCACAGCUGGAGCUGUCAUGUCCCUCAAAAACUUUGAGAACUCAUUCAACAACAACCACCAAAGAUUAGGUCUAGCACUUUAUGGUGCCAUCUGGGUGCAAGCCUUGAUAGGAUUUUUCAGGCCUCACAGGGGAAAGAAAGAGAGAAGUUUUUGGUACAUGGUGCAUUGGAUGCUUGGAACCCUAAUAUCAAUGGUUGGGAUCAUCAACAUAUACACUGGUUUAAAUGCCUACCAUAAGAGAACACAGAGAAGCCCAGGGCUUUGGACUCUCCUUUUCACAGCUGAAGUGUCUUUCAUUGCUGUCUAUUAUCUAAUCCAAGACAAAAGGGAGUACAUAAAAAAGCAAGGAGUGAUUUUAGGCAAUCUUGAACCAAUCACUCAAGAUCAAGAAAAUGUUCAAAGGCAAAACCGAAAGGAGCUGCUGCCUCAGCAGCCAUGUGGCAAACACAAUGCACUCAAGAACUUGUUUGACUAACAUGGGUUUCUUUUUUUCUUUUUUAAAAAAAAUCACCUUUUAGUCUGUGUCUGUCCAUCUUUCUUUUUCCCUUUCUUUGUGAGUGCUCAUUUUGUUUUAUCUAUUUAUUUAUUUAUUUUUAUGCAUGCCCUCUAUGCAACUGGGUGGUUUUUUUUUUCUUUACAGAAGAUACAAUGAUGGAGGGCAUGCAUAAAAAGUGGAUGAUGACAGGGCACACCUUAUUAAACUUUUUUUUUUUGGGUGUGGACAUUUGGACCAUUAAUAUUAGAUGGGACAAUGGAGAAGUUAUGCAGAUAAUAUAAAUAUAUAGUACUUGUAUGAGAA